UCCACAGAGAUACCAAUCCAUUUUACAGAAUCUUUUAAAAUGAGCAAAGUAAGCGCAGCGACUGAGCGGAAAACCAUGAUUCAGGAAAAGAGGAAACUCAUGGAAGACAAAAGGAUGAGCAUGGGAAUGAAAUCUUUUUACGCUUCUUUUAUUGGGAGCGGUUUUCGACCGAGCGCUGACUCGCGGUACUCGUUUACAACCAUGACAAGACGCCAUAAGUUUGAUAAACAUUUUAUUGAUAAUAAUUAUCAAAUUCCAGAAGAUGAGGUUUACGUUCCCAUAUAUCAAACUAUAUUUGACGACGACAGGGAUCCAGUGCAUGACCCUACCUUUUCAGGGCACCGUAUACCACUACAGAUUCGAUGUCUGGAGCGCUAUCACAGUUCCAAGCACGAGUACGCCCAGCAGUUUAAGCGGGAAAUAAAGCUCCUGAUCGACAAUCAGCCGACAGCUGAGAAUGCCUGGCAAUUCGUAAGGACUAUGGCGUAUACCUCACUUUGGCCGCCGCUACACACAAGAAAAGAACUUAAGAUGUUCGAAAAGGACUUUUGCAAACUUUCUCCAAAGGAGCAGCGUCGCUACGAUAAAAUAAUGGCAACCAAUUUUACAUAGUUUUUAGAUAACGUUUAACUUGUAAAAUGUUUUAUAUGUAGUUACAAAAAUCACAUGAUGAGACUCCAAAGAAAUGCCUAAUACCCUU
Drosophila takahashii is the source of this 700-nucleotide messenger RNA. RefSeq lists its product as uncharacterized. NCBI's taxonomy places the organism in Eukaryota, Metazoa, Arthropoda, Insecta, Diptera, Drosophilidae. The record is from RefSeq and is a predicted model, not a curated record.